This is a messenger RNA of Chara braunii, 782 nucleotides long. Lineage: Eukaryota; Viridiplantae; Streptophyta; Charophyceae; Charales; Characeae. The record is from the annotation of a GenBank genome assembly.
GCGGGUGCAGGUGGGCGGAGGUUUAAGGAGGCUGCGGAGGGGAGCGAGGUGAGCAGAGCGGAGGUGGGCGGGAGGUGAGCGGAGCAGAGGUGGGCUGCGGUAAUGGGCGGAGGUUGACGGAGAUGGGCGUAGGUUGGCGGAGGUGGGCAGAGGUUGGCGGAGAUGGACGGAGGUUGGCGGAGGUGGGCGGAGGUAGGUGGGCGGAGGUUGGUGGAGAUGGGCGGAGGUUGGUAGAGGUGGGCGGAGGUUGGCGAAGGUUAGCGGAGGUUGGCGGAGCGGAGGCGGGCGGAGGUGGGCGGAGGUUGAAGGAGGCUGCGGAGGCGGGCGAGAGGUGGGCGGAGGCGGGCGGAGGUUGGCGGAGUCAGACGGAGGUUGGCGGAGGUGGGCGAAGGCUGGUGGGCAGAGGUGGGCGGAGGUUGGCGGAGAUGGGUGGAGGUUGGCGGAGGUGGGCAGAGGUAGGUUGGCAGAGGUUGGCAGGAUGGGCGGAGGUUGGUGGAGAUGGGCGGAGGUUGGCAGAGGUGGGUGGAAGGAGGUUGGUGGAGAUGAGCGGAGGUUGGCGGAGGUGGGCGGAGGUAGGUGGGCGGAGGUUGGCGGAGAUGGGCGGAGGUGGGCGGGGCUGGGAGGAGGUUGGCAGAGAUGGGCGGAGGUUCAUGGAGGUGGGCGGAGGUAGGCGGGCAAAUGUUGGCGGAGGUAGGCGGAGGUAGGUGGGUGGAGGUUUGCGGAGAUGGGUACGUUGUAGCUUUGUUUGUCGGGUACCGUACGUCUUUGUAGGUCUUUGUCGA